Molecule: messenger RNA, 1892 nt
Organism: Caenorhabditis sp. 36 PRJEB53466
Lineage: Eukaryota; Metazoa; Nematoda; Chromadorea; Rhabditida; Rhabditidae
Source: the annotation of a GenBank genome assembly
AUGCAGCUGCGAAAGAAGCUGCACGACGCCAUCGUCGACGGCGAAGAGGAUGAUUGUCCGAAACGCAAGAUCGUUCGUUUUUUUCCGGAUCUUUGUGCGUAAUUUUUGUGGUUUUCAGAAAAAAUUAGACCGCACUCCUGAUGCAUCACUGAAAGUCUUCAAAAACGAGCAUAUUGUACAUGCGAUCGUCGAUUUCAUCAUCGGCAGCGAGACGACCAUUUUAGAUCACCUGAACAUGAGGGUGCGCUUAUUCGAUUUCAGUUUCAUUCUCUAAAAAAUCGAUCAAUUUUCAGUUAGUAUGCAAGUCGUUCAACUCGGUGGUCGUCAGUCAACUGCGCACACAGUUCCGAUCUGUGCAAGUGAGCCCGUAUCCCUCACAAGAGUUCGACGAGGAGAACGAUUCGAGCGAGGCAGAAGAGCCGGAGAAGAACGACGUUGCACUUGAAGAGCGAUCAUUCCUGCUCAACAACCGUAUUAUUCAGUUCAGCAAAGCGGUCAAUUACUUCUAGUAAGUCGGAAUUCAAAAAGAGCUCUGAAAAGCUAAUGAAAAUGUGCUUUUCUAUCAGCAUUUUUGCAAUUUUGAUUACGCGCCAACCUAUUUCUCAAUUUUGUUCGCAAUGGAGCGCGUUUGCAUCUUUUUUCAAAAUCAACUUGCUUUCAGUUUUCUGAAUUCGGUGGUUCGCAUCCGCAUUCGAGAUCUUCUGUUCGUCGGAUUCGGCCACUACGACGAGAAUCUUCACAACUUUAUUCUGAACAAUCUGCUCGCCGACAAUUGGUUCUUUCUGAAUUCGUACAAAGGUUCCGAUGAGAUCUGUCCCGGAUGCGACAAAUGUACCACCAUCGCCUCUCGUGUCAAGAAAUACGGACCUUUCCAGAUGAAAACGCUCGUCGAACGUGCACCUGGAAAGAAUCACUAUGAUCACCUUAUUCUCACUGAAAUGCGAGUAGAAUUAGUUGGUUUUCGAGAAAAUCAUUGGCACUUUUCAGUUUACUAGCCGAAAUCGCAUCCCGCUGUGUUUGGAAUGUGACGAGCAGAGAGGAGGCGUUCGAACGUCUCGCCACACUCGUCAACACGGAUAUCACGUGCGACCAGCUGGAUCUUGUCUUCUCGGAUCGGGCCAUGUUCGAGAAGCACACUCUGACGCAUCCGCGAGAAGUCAUCGACUGUAUUGUGAGGAAUUGGAAGUGCAAAUCAGUGCAAAUUCGCUUCUUGACCGCCUUGUCAGCCAUUAACACAGAUUUGUGGACGAGCAAGGGCAUUUUUACCGAAAUGCGAUUCGAUCAGAACUUUGUGAAAGAGCUGCCGACCCGAUUGCUCCAUCGAAUGGAUCGUUUCGAGCGCGUCGAAGUGGACAUGUUCUCCGGCGACGAGAUCGCCAAAUGCUUCGCCCAAACGAUGGGAAUGUUCGAGAAGGGCGGCCAGUCGGCGACGGCGUUCCAGAACGUGUGCGCCAAUGUGAAACGGGUCUUUCCCACACAAGACAUGUUUCUCAUGCUGCCGCUGGAGCUGGCUCGUGUCGCCUCAUGCGAGUUUGACGAGUUCUGCAAAGCGCUGCUCGAGUUUGCGUGGAAGGACGAGCGAACGGCGCGGCAUUCGAGGCUCUACUUCCGUCUCUACACGUUCGGAAUCACCGAGAAGGAGGUGAUGCGGCAGGUCGAGGUGAGAAAAAAGAAAUAAGGGAAAAUGCGGUUCAAUUUCUUGUUUCUUCCAGAAAGAAUUCCGAAUCAACUGCCGUCCAGUGUGCGCGGUGCUCUCCUCCUCGUCAGUCCGUCGCUCGUUCCUCAACUGGCUCCCCUCGACCACUUCCACAUUCGAUCGCUCCCUGCUCUCAUUCACAGAUACCCUUAACAAUUGCGUGCUCCAUCUGGAAGUGUGCAUCGAGCCCGCCUAA